Messenger RNA from Cricetulus griseus (Chinese hamster), 2598 nucleotides. Lineage: Eukaryota; Metazoa; Chordata; Mammalia; Rodentia; Cricetidae. The record is from RefSeq and is a predicted model, not a curated record.
GUACCCUCGGGACUCCCGCCUUCUUCCAGCCUCCCGGCCCCCUGCUCAGAGCAUGCUUGACAUUAGGGGGCACGUGGGAGAAGCCAAGCUUUCAGCACCCGUGGAAAGGUUGUUGCUGAAGCAUCCUUUUCAGAGAGCUACUGAGUUGAUGGAGACACCUGCUAGUGAUGGAAGCCAUCCAGAGGGACUCUUUGCAUACCUCACACAGGAGAGAGGACCAGUCCCACAGUGUGCCAGUGAGAAUCACCUCAGCAGCCUCAAGCAGGACAUCUUAAUUGACAAGAUGGAGCUGGAGGCAACACUUAAGGAAGCUGAGUUGGCAACCUGCUCCGUAGAGUUACUUAUGCCGUUAUUUAAGAACACCGUGGAAGGAAUUAGUUUAGAAAAUGCUAAUCUUUCUGCAUCCAGCUUGAAGAAGAUUUUUCAACAGCAGGAAAUAUUAUCAAAAGAAUUAGACACUUUUAAUCGUGUGAAAUUAUCCUUAGAACAUCUCCUUAAACAGACACACUAUGGACAAACAGGAGCGAAUGCACCCAGCUUGUUGAAGGACCUCAGUGACAAUGAAAGUGAGAAUAGUAAUCUUAAAAGGAAGGUACUUGAAAAAGAAGCCUAUAUUGGAGAACUUUCAUGUCUGUUUCAAAAUGAAAAGGAAAGCGCUUUGAAAGCAAACCGGUUUUCUCAGUCAGUCAAAGUAGUGCAUGACCGUCUGCACCUCCAGAUUCAGAAAAGGGAAGCAGAGAAUGAUAAGUUAAAAGAGCACAUGAAGGGCUUGGAAACCCAAAUAGCCAAGUGGAACUUGCAGGUGAAAAUGAAUAAGCAGGUGGCUGUAGCCAUCAAAGAAGCAAGCAGGCAGAAAACUGCAGCCCUGAAGAAAGCAUCCAAAGUUUACAGACAAAGGCUGAAACACUUCACAGGGGACAUUGAACACCUCACUGCCCAGAUCCGAGAUCAGGAAACCAAGUUGUCUGAAACUGUUUCAGCUUCCAAUGCCUGGAAAAGUCAUUAUGAGAAAAUGGUAAUAGAGAAAAGUGAACUGGAAGUUCAGAUCGAAACAAUGCAAAAGCAAAUUGUUAAUCUUUUGGAAGAUUUGAAAAAAAUGGAAACUCAUGGAAAAAAUUCAUGUGAUGAGAUCCUUAGAAAACUUCACUCACUUGAAGACGAAAACAAACUGCUAAACAUUGAGAAUGUGAAACUAAAGGGUAUGCUUGACACUUUGAAGGAUGAAGUUGCUUCUGUUGAAAAUGAGCUCGUAGAAUUACAAGAAGUAGAAAAACGACAGAAAACUCUCAUCGACGUAUAUAAAACUCAGGUACAAAAAUUGCAAGAAGCAGCUGAAGUGGUAAAAAGCAGAUGUAAAAAUUUGCUACAUGAAAAUAACCUAAUAAUAAAAAAUAAAAACAAAAAGUUAGAGAAGAUGAGAGGCCAGGUGGAGGCUCACUUGAAGCAGGUAGAGCGUGCCCUUCACGAGUGUCAGGAGAACCUGCAACGCUACAAGCAGAAGUGUGCAGAGCAGGCGCACACCGUUAGGGAGCUUCAGGGCCAGGUUGAUGGAAACCACAGCCUUCUAACCAAGCCUUGUCUUGAGGAGGAGAAUCAUCUCAUUCAGUUGAAGUGUGAAAACCUUAAAGAAAAGCUAGAGCAGAUGGAUGCUGAGAAUAAAGAGCUGGAGAAGAAGCUGGCUGACCAAGAGAAGUAUCUGAAGCACAGCGACCUGGAGCUGAAAAAGAAGGCUGCAGAGUACACAGUGCUGUCCAGGCAGCUGGAAGCCGCUUUGGAAGAAGGGAGGCAAAAGGUUUCUGAAGAAGUAGAGAAAAUGUCAUCUAGAGAGAGGGCUUUGCAAAUUAAAAUAUUAGAUCUGGAAACUGAGCUUAGAAAGAAAAAUGAAGAACAAAACCAACUUGUUGGCAAAAUGAACAGUAAAGCCCAGCACCAGGAUAUUUUGCUGAAAGAAAUACAGCACAGUCUUGAGAAGUCAGAGAACCAAAAUGAGAGCAUUAAGAACUACUUGCAGUUUCUUCAGAUUUCCUAUGUAACAAUGUUUAGAUAAAUUGUUGAAUUUAUUGACCACUGAUUGUUAUACCUUAUGAUUUAUAGCUUAGCAGUGUUAUACUUUAUGAAUUAUAGCUUACCAGUGUUAGAAUUUGCAUGUGAAGAUAUUUGAGACAUAAUUUAUUAUCUGAUUGAAACUUGAAGAAAUGAUAGUUCUUAGUGUUCCUUUGUGCUAGAUAAUUUGCACUGAACUCUGGCUUCAUUCUUUUUAAAAAUAUUAAUUUUUAAAGUAUUUUUCUCUAUGCAAAAAUAAGAAUUAUUCUUAUGAACCAUUGGAGUAAAUUUGUAAUAAAUCUAGGCUAACUAUGAGCCAAAUACAUGGUUUUAAAUGAUUUAUUUACUUCUUUUAUAUUGUAAUGCUAUGUAAAUAAAAUAAUAAGAUAUUUAAUUUUAAUAAUGAUAAACAUGUUCUAAAGAUAGCAAAUGUCUCACUGUACUUAAUAUUGCUUUCAAAUGUCUGUUGAGUUUCCAUCAUCAUUUCUAUGAGAUUUUAAACAUAAACUAUGAAAUCAUAGCCAUUCUGUGCCAGCUGAUGGUAACAGAGGAAAA